Molecule: messenger RNA, 2142 nt
Organism: Ixodes scapularis (black-legged tick)
Lineage: Eukaryota; Metazoa; Arthropoda; Arachnida; Ixodida; Ixodidae
Product: protein capicua homolog
Exons: 2
Coding region: 1-2142 (713 amino acids)
Source: RefSeq, a predicted model, not a curated record
AUGCAGUCCACUAUUUUGCUCCUGGGCCUGGCCUGUCGGACCCUGGGGGGCUUCCUCAACGGCGGAGCCGGAGGAGGCGUCACCGUGGUUCAGCAAGCCCCCGCACCGAGCGGCGUUGCCGUGGGCACCGCAUACCCUGCACAGCUAGCUUACCGCCCAGGCCCCGCCGCUGUGGUCCACCACGCCCCAGCCCCGGCGACAGUCGUCCACCAUGGAGACCCAGGAGUAGGCUUCAGACAGUUCGGAGGUCCUGCCCCGACGCUGGCUGUUCGUCCAGCCACGACGUUCGUGCAGCAGGCUCCGGCCGUCGCGGUGAGGCCGGCAGUUCGUCUCAGCGUGAGCCAGCCAGUCUCCUUCGGCGCUCCUGGCCCGGUGUUAACGCAGCCGGGGCUCGGCUUCAGAGGAAUCUCCCUGGGUGCCCCGGCCGGACCGGCAGCGACCACCGUAGUGCACCACGGUCCGGCCGGAUUUGCUGGUGGAUUGGGCUUCGGUGGACCCCGAGUCGUCGCCCAGGGCCCGGCCGUUGGUUUCGGACCAGUGGCUCAAUUGAGGCCCGCUGGGGUCGGCUUCCGCCCAGUGGCCCUUCCAGGUCCUGCGCCAACCUUCGUUCAGCGAGCUCCAGCGAUAUCCGUCCAGGCCGCCCCAGUACUCAGGCCGCCGGUCAGGGUCAGGGUCAGCCAGCCACAAGCGUUCAUCCAGGGCCCACCGCCCGUCACUCAGUUCAGAACAACACCACCGUUCCCCGCCUUUGGUGCUGGUCCUGGUCUCGGACAUACCCUGGUCGGGCAGACACCAACAGGGCUCCACGUAAAGCACAUUCUUCCCGCCGCAGCGCCUGGUGCCACAGUGAUUCACUCUACUCCAGCGGUAGCGCAGCUUCGGCCAGUGCCCACCCUUGUGCAGAGGCCCCAAGUGGUGACGCAGUUCAGACAAGCUCCGGCACUUCUUCAACCCGGACCAGCCCUAGUCCAAUCUGCACCUACCUUCGCCCAGGUACGACCAGCUGUGGGCUUCCGGCAAGUGGCCUUCCCAGGUCCAGUCGCAGGACCUGCUGUGUCCUUCAGGACGACAUCAUUGAGCGACCCGCUUUCCACCUACGGCGCGGGACUCGGACUCGGACACACUUUGGUCGGACAAACUCCAACCGGCCUUCAUGUUAAGCACAUCCUGCCGGCAGCCGGACCCGCGGUACCCCAGUUCAGACCAGCUCCCGCCUUCGUCCAGGGUACGCCAGCAGUGACACAGUUCAGGCCAGCGACCACAUUAGUGCAGCAAGCGCCAGCCCUCGUCCAAACAGCUCCGUCCUUUGCUCAAGUUCGUCCAGCUGUCGGUUUCCGCCAAGUGGCAAUUCCUGGUCCAGCAUUCGCCGCUCCGGCUCCAACUGUCGUCCAUCACACCCCAGCUGUUUCGUAUAGGACAGCCGCAAUUGGCGCUCCAGUAUCAACGUAUGCCGCUGGCCUCGGACUUGGACACACUCUUGUGGGCCAGACACCAACUGGCCUUCACGUCAAGCAUAUUCUCCCUGCGGCCGGUCCUACCGCCACCGUGGUCCACUCCAGCCCAGGUGCGGCCCAGCUCCGACCGGCUCCUGCCUUCGUCCAACGUUUGCCAGCAGUGACGCAGUUCAGGCCAGCGACCACGUUCUUACAGCCCGCGCCAGCCCUCGUACAGUCCGCACCGGCCCUCACACAAGUUCGCACAGCCUUUGGUUUCCGUCAAGUUGGCUUCCCAGCACCACUUGCAGCACCUGCACUCGUUCAUCCCGCACCAGCCGUGUCCUACAGGGCAUCGGGUCUCGUUGACCCGCUAUCUACCUAUGGCGCCGGCCUUGGACUGGGGCACACCCUUGUUGGCCAAACACCAACAGGUCUUCACGUCAAGCACAUUCUUCCUGCGGGCGGCCCUGCUGCCACCGUGGUCCACUCCGCCCCGGCAGUGACCCAGUUCAGACCAGGACCAGCAUUCGUUCAGGCGGCUCCAGCAGUGACCCAGUUUAGACCAGCCCCCGCCUUUGUCCAAGCGGCACCAGCCUUGACCCAGUUAAGACCAGCUACCACGUUUGUCCAGUCUGCACCAGCCUUCGCUCAACACAAGUUCGCCCAGCAGUUGGUUUUCGUCAAGUUGGCUUCCCAGCCCCACUAG